Messenger RNA from Electrophorus electricus (electric eel), 2229 nucleotides. It is a transcript of the gene aoc1, whose product is annotated as amine oxidase copper containing 1. The record is from RefSeq and is a predicted model, not a curated record. Gene Ontology annotation, biological process: amine metabolic process; response to antibiotic. Gene Ontology annotation, cellular component: plasma membrane. Gene Ontology annotation, molecular function: copper ion binding; primary methylamine oxidase activity; diamine oxidase activity. NCBI's taxonomy places the organism in Eukaryota, Metazoa, Chordata, Actinopteri, Gymnotiformes, Gymnotidae.
AUGCAGUUGUCUUUGAUGCUAAUCAUGGCUUCACUAGCCACAGAGGUUGCCAUGUCUAGAUUGCGGGAAUGGGCUCAUCAUGGGGCCUCCAUGUUUGCUGAUCUCAGCCCUCGAGAGAUGCAUGCCGUGAGAAACUACCUCCACUCCUGCAGUGAGCUGGGCCUUACCUCAGCCCGGGACAAGUCCCUCAAAAAGAACAGUAUCCUCCUUAUAGAGCUACAAGUCCCUCGAAAGCAUGAAGCCCUCUAUGCACUGGACAGAGGACAAGCAAAACCAUCACGUCAGGCUCGUGUUGUGGUGCAAUUUGCCAACCAGGCUGAGCCUAAUAUAACAGAGUACAUUGUUGGCCCUCUGCCUUUCCCAGACUCCUAUCAGCUUAAGACCUUCAAAGGGAACAGACCUGUACACUUUGAAUCACGGCCAAUCACGUCUGUAGAAUACAUACAUGUGGAUGCCAUCUUGGAGAAGAUUUUAAGGAAAGUGAACAAGAUUCUGCAUGAGAGCACAGGUUUCACGUAUUGGAACUGCACUGAUCGCUGCCUGACCUUCUCAGACAUAGCUCCUCGUGGACUGGAGCCAGGAGAGAGACGGACAUGGAUCAUGCUGCAGAAGUUUGUGGAAGGGUACUUCAUACAUCCUGUAGGGUUUGAGGUUCUCAUCAACCACAAGGACCUGGAUCCUGAGAACUGGUUUGUUGAGAAAGUGUGGUAUAAUGGACAAUAUUUUGACAGUGUGGAGGAGUUAGUGGAGAAGUAUGAGAAGGGAACAAUUUCAAAGGUCAAACUGCCUGAGCAUGAUGAGAAGGAUCUGUUCUCCACCUACAUUCCUCGUGGCCAAAGCAACACACACACAAAUAUCCAUGGGCCAAAGCUUGUGGAGCCUCAAGGUCAUAGAUACCGAAUAGAUGGAAACUUUGUUGAAUAUGCUGGAUGGUCCUUUGCCUACCGUGUUCGCUCAUCCGCCGGUCUCCAGAUAUUUGACAUUCGUUUCAAUGGCAACCGGAUUGCCUAUGAGAUAAGCCUGCAAGAGGCCAUUGCCUUCUACUCUGGAGACAGUCCAGCUGCAAUGCAAACAAAAUACAUAGAUGCAGGAUGGGCCAUGGGGGUCUCUGGUUAUGAACUCGCCCCAGGUAUUGACUGCCCGGAAAUUGCCACUUUUGUGGACAAGUACCAUUUCUAUGACACCGACAAGCCAGUGCGCCAUAUGAAUGCACUUUGCAUCUUUGAGAUGACUACUGGCUCACCUCUCAGGAGGCACUUUAACAGCAACUUCAAAGGAAGCUACAAUUUCUUUGGGGGACUUGAAAACCAUGUUUUAGUGAUCAGAACAACAUCCACUGUCUACAAUUACGACUAUAUCUGGGACUUUAUCUUCUAUCAAAAUGGAGUAAUGGAGUCUCGGGUUAGUGCCACUGGGUACAUCCAUGCCACAUUCUUCACAGAAAAUGGGUUAAACUAUGGAAACAGGGUUUAUAGCUAUGUUCUUGGAAAUAUACACACACAUCUUGUUCACUACAAAGUGGACCUAGACAUCGCAGGGAGAGGUAACAGCUUUGAAUCAGUGGAACUGAAAUAUGUUAACUUCACCAACCCCUGGAGUCCCAGCCAUACCAUCAAACAAUCCAUGCUCCACAGGACACAGCAUGUAACAGAGCGCAGUGCUGCCUUCCGCUUCGGCAAGAAGUUCCCUCGUUAUUUACACUUCUACAACCCCAAUGAGAAGAACAAGUGGGGACACCAGAAAGGCUACCGCAUCCAAUUUAACUCCCAUGCCAACAGUGUUCUGCCCCGAGGUUGGAGAGAGGAGAAUGGCAUUCCAUGGUCAAGAUACCCUUUGGCUGUAACCGUACACAAGGACAGUGAGGCCACCAGCAGCUCCAUCUACACCCAGAAUGAUCCAUGGGAGCCUGUGGUGUCGUUUGAGGAUUACAUCCGUAACAAUGAAAACAUUGUGAAUCAGGAUUUGGUCGCAUGGGUUACAGUGGGAUUCUUACACAUUCCUCACUCUGAGGACAUUCCCAACACGGCAACUCCUGGAAACGCAGUGGGCUUCUUCCUUCGGCCCUUUAACUUUUUCAACGAGGAUCCCUCAUUGUCAUCACGCAGUACAAUUAUUGUGCGCCCAGACAAAGAGGGCAAACCAAAAGUUCAGAGAUGGACUCCAGAGGUCAUAGGUCACUGUGUCUCAUACCAGUCUUUCGUCUACAAUGGCACAUAUUCUGGUGUCUAA